AAUAAACGACAAAAACAAAAGUUUACCAAAAUGGCCGAACGAAAAUCACCUAAUAUCAUCAUCACGGGCACGCCCGGUGUCGGAAAGACGACUCAUUGCGAGAGUCUCGCUGAACGAACUGGCCUUCGUCACCUCUCAGUCAACCAGGUUGUGAAGGACAAGGAGUGCCAUGAAGGAUACAGCGAUGAGUUCCACAGCUGGAUCGUAGAUGAAGACAAGUUGCUUGAUGCUAUUGAGGACGAUGUCAAGGCUGGUGGAUGCAUCAUUGACUGGCACGCAUGUGAUCUUUUCCCCGAGAGCUGGAUAGAUCUAGUCGUGGUUCUACGAGUUGACUCUUCGACGCUCUAUGACCGUCUCAAAGCAAGAAACUACCCUGAGUCCAAGCUUCAAGAGAACCUUGACUCAGAAAUCAUGGAAGUUCUCCUCCAAGAGGCACAUGAGGCAUUCGACCAACAAAUUGUCAUCGAGUUGACAAGCAACAAUUCUGAUGAGAUGGACACAAACGUUGAUCGCAUAGUUGCCUGGCUCGACCAAUGGAAGAAGGACAACAGCGAGUAAGAGAGUUCUUCCAAAGGCAAAAUUUGAGGGGAGAAUAAAUUCACUCCAGGGGUUUAAGGCCUGGACUACGGUUACGGCAUGGAUGGGUUGGUGAAAAUAGAUUUUU
Molecule: messenger RNA, 664 nt
Organism: Fusarium graminearum PH-1
Lineage: Eukaryota; Fungi; Ascomycota; Sordariomycetes; Hypocreales; Nectriaceae
Product: hemoglobin and proliferation regulated protein HBR1
Exons: 3
Coding region: 31-558 (175 amino acids)
Cellular component (GO): nucleus; cytoplasm
Molecular function (GO): ATP hydrolysis activity; ATP binding; AMP kinase activity
Source: RefSeq, a predicted model, not a curated record